GCCACGUUUGCUGAUAGAAGAAAGUACAUUAGUAUAAAGGCUAGACCUUCGGUAGACGCAUGUGCUUGUGUGGCGGAGUUGGUUGUAAGGUUACUGACAAACAACAGCACUGUCGUUAAUUCCGUUAGGCCAUAUAAUAUUUUUACGAUGAAACUACUUUUGCUGUUAGUUUGUUUAGCAGCUUUUGCUUCAGCUAGUGAUGUCUUAGAUUAUUCGGGUCCAGAUUUUGAAGAUUUAGUAAAAGAACAUGAUAUAAUUCUCGUAGAAUUUUUUGCACCAUGGUGUGGUCACUGUAAGAAACUUGCUCCAGAGUAUGAAAGUGCAGCAACAACUUUGAAAAACAAUGAUCCUCCAGUGUCACUUGCUAAAGUUGAUUGUACUUCGGACAAUGGGAAGGAAACGUGCAGUAAAUAUGGAGUCAGUGGGUAUCCUACUCUGAAAAUAUUCAGACAAGGAGAAUUUUCGGCAGAAUAUUCUGGACCUCGACAAGCAGAUGGCAUAAUAAAAUACAUGAAAACCCAAGUUGGUCCAAGUUCCAAAGAAGUAAGCACAGUAGCUGAAGCUGAAAAACUCUUAACAAAAGAUGAAGUAGUUAUUUUUGGGUUUUUCAAAGAUGAUGACAAAUUGAAACAGACAUUCCAGAAAGUGGCAGACAAGCAAAGAGAAGAUUAUACUUUUGGUCACAGUUCAACUGAGGAAGUUCUCAAUAAAUAUGGAUAUAAAGAUCAAAUAGUUCUAUUUCGACCAAAGAAGUUCCAAAGCAAGUUUGAAGAAAAAGCCUUGAAAUAUGAUGGCCCUUCAGAAAGCUAUAAACUAGAAAAGUUCAUCAGAGAUAACUACCAUGGACUUGCUGGCCAUAGAACACAAGGCAAUAUGCAGCAAUUCAAAUCUCCACUAGUUGUUGCUUACUUUAAAGUUGAUUACGUAAAGAACAUUAAAGGAACAAAUUAUUGGCGUAACCGAAUCAUGAAGGUGGCUGAGAAGUUUAAGGACAAGUUGAACUUUGCUGUGAGUGACAAGGAUGAAUUUGGCAGUGAGAUGGAUGAGUUUGGUCUUACUGCCAAGGAUGAUAAGCCAGCAUUUGGAGCGAAAAAUGAGCAGGGCCAAAAGUUUCGAAUGGAAGAUGAAUAUAGUCCAGAAAACUUGGAAAAGUUUUUACAAGACUUGGUUGAUGGAAAACUUAAGCCUCACAUUAAGUCGGAGCCAAUUCCAGAAUCAAAUGAUGCACCUGUAAAAGUUGCUGUUGGACAAAGCUUCAAUGAAAUAGUAAUGAAUAAUGACAAAGAUGUUCUGGUUGAGUUCUAUGCACCAUGGUGUGGCCACUGUAAGAAUCUGGCUCCUAUAUAUGAUGACCUAGGAAAAAAGAUGGAAAAUGAAGAUGAAGUUGAAAUUGUAAAAAUGGAUGCUACAGCUAAUGAUGUUCCCCCAAACUUUGAAGUGCAUGGGUUCCCAACAUUGUACUGGGUCCCAAAAGGUAAAAAAGACAAGCCCAUAAAAUAUGAGGGUGGUCGUGAACUGGAUGACUUCAUUAAAUACAUCGCUAAACAUGCGACCAAUGAGCUGAAGGGUUGGAAUAGGAAGGGUAAAAAGAAGAAGAGUGAACUCUAACCUUAUGUUCAUUUCAAACUUUCAUUUUCAUUACUCCCAGGUCAUUGAAAACAGUUUUGACACCAGCCUUCUGUAAUCAGCAUCAGUGAUUAUAGACUUUUAUGUAUAGACCUGUAGAUCAAAAGAGAAGGAUGAUCAACUUGGCAAUCGGGCUAAUAUAAAAUUCUUCUUGGUUCAGUUCUUGCAUUAAGAAUUUCAUUUAAUAAAAUAACAUGUUAAAUUGUUUUA
Limulus polyphemus (Atlantic horseshoe crab) is the source of this 1836-nucleotide messenger RNA. RefSeq names its product protein disulfide-isomerase A3-like. Gene Ontology annotation, molecular function: protein disulfide isomerase activity. The record is from RefSeq and is a predicted model, not a curated record. Gene Ontology annotation, cellular component: endoplasmic reticulum. The transcript has 12 exons. Lineage: Eukaryota; Metazoa; Arthropoda; Merostomata; Xiphosura; Limulidae. Bases 148 to 1608 code for a protein of 486 amino acids. Gene Ontology annotation, biological process: response to endoplasmic reticulum stress; protein folding.